Aplosporella prunicola CBS 121167 is the source of this 759-nucleotide messenger RNA. RefSeq lists its product as uncharacterized. The transcript has a single exon. The record is from RefSeq and is a predicted model, not a curated record. The coding region runs from base 274 to 666 and encodes 130 amino acids. Lineage: Eukaryota; Fungi; Ascomycota; Dothideomycetes; Botryosphaeriales; Aplosporellaceae.
GGGAAGCAGCUUCAGCGGGGUCAUUUACCCAGGAGCUCGUAGAGGUUCUGCAAGCUCUGAUGAUUAGCGCAACGGGCGAUGGAAAAGCGAGGCGGACGAUGCAGCUCGCUGAUGAAGUCACAGACGGACUGACCUUGGAAGCGAUGCUGCCGGACAUGGUGACGAUGGGGUAAAGCGCCUUUCGCGCUUGUGCCUCCUAGGAACGCACUCUGUAGCUUUGGAGAAAGGGGAGACGAGAGUCGAUCCUCAGAAUGCGGGACCAAUACUCUCGGGAUGCUGUCGCGCUCGAAGUGUGUUGUUGCGCGGUUGUCGUCGAGCCGGGACGUGUGGUUGGCUUGGUCGCUGACGAAAUUAUCUCAUUGUGGUCGAGCCAAGCUAAGCGAGCGCGAUCGCCUUGAAGCCAACGGACGUCACGAGAGAAGUGCUCUGGAUGCACGCGGCCAUCCGAGGGCCAAAUUAACUAGAGUAUCUACUAUGCCGAUCCACGGCAUCAAAGUCAUGUACGAAAGGCGAGCGCAGGUCCUUGUCAAAAAGCUACCUCGCACCCACACACGCCCGCUCGCUGCUCAUUCUUAUUUUUGUUUUCCAUCUCGACGUCCCCCGCACCGCGCCUCGCAAGCGCGAGGCCACGGCUUUCCGGGGCGUCCUGUAGUAGGUCAGAGGUAGCUCUCUCUGCCUGGCGUCCCGCUAAGCUCAAAAAGACGCCUCGCUAUACACAUUUUGGAACUUUUUCCCUGGCCCUUCUCAAGUUUCCCCCCA